Molecule: messenger RNA, 1728 nt
Organism: Helicoverpa armigera (cotton bollworm)
Lineage: Eukaryota; Metazoa; Arthropoda; Insecta; Lepidoptera; Noctuidae
Gene: dsf
Product: protein dissatisfaction
Exons: 10
Coding region: 358-1683 (441 amino acids)
Biological process (GO): anatomical structure development; cell differentiation; regulation of transcription by RNA polymerase II
Molecular function (GO): nuclear receptor activity; zinc ion binding; RNA polymerase II cis-regulatory region sequence-specific DNA binding
Source: RefSeq, a predicted model, not a curated record
AUGUAAUCAGGGGAUGACGUGACUCGCGAUCUCCGCAGCGGCUUCAAAGAUCACAAUUAUCAGAGCAGUCUGCCGAAAGCCGCGACCCGGUGGUGAAGUCACCCUUAUAAGUCAUUAAAAGUUUCGUACAUAUGUAUUCAACUGACAUCCAUGCAUUCAUGUGAAAGAAAACUGUUUUAAUUUAAGUGUUUUACGAGAUUUUAUUUUAAAAAUAUUAAAAAAAGUUUUUAGUGGAAAAUAGCAAAUAUGUAUUUCAAUAAAAAUUGUGGUGUUAAUUUAAAUUAAGUCUGAGAGACAACUGUCGAGCUGUCUGCCUUCUGGGAGCGACAACGGGCGCCAGCCGUGGCAGUCCGUAGAAUGGGAACAGGCGAUCGACUCCUCGACAUCCCCUGCAAUGUGUGCGGGGACAGGAGUUCAGGCAAACAUUAUGGCAUCUACAGUUGCGACGGUUGUUCGGGAUUCUUCAAGCGGUCUAUCCACCGUAACCGCGUGUACACCUGCAAGGCCGGCGGGGAGAUGAAGGGCCGCUGCCCGGUCGACAAGACGCAUAGGAACCAGUGCCGCGCCUGCCGCCUUGCUAAAUGCUUCCAGGCUAAUAUGAAUAAAGAUGCGGUUCAGCACGAGCGGGGUCCCCGCAAGCCAAAGCUACAAGCGGGCGCGAUGGGUGCACUUGGGCCACCGCCGCUCGGUCACGCACACAAGCCUCACGCCCUCAAACUGUCGCCACCUUCUCCGUACGCACCGCUACCGCAACCUUUCAACUUUCAGUUCAAUAUCAGCGGUAUGAGCGAGCCAGCCCCGCUAAGCACGGCUUCGUCAGCGGGUUCAAGCGGCGCGGGUGGCGGGGCGGGAGCACCCAGCCCGCUGCCGCUCGUGCCCGAACCGUUCCUAGCACCACCGCCUCCCGGCUUACUGCAUAUACUUAUGUCUUCUGAUAAAUGCCAGGAGCUGAUGUGGAGCGCCAAACAACUGCAGUUACAAGGCGACCCUACUCUCCUACGGCCGCCACCAAGUGCUUUCGGAGCACCCCUUGCACCAACAUGGGAACUCCUACAGGAGACAAGUGCCCGCCUCCUGUUCAUGGCGGUUCGUUGGGUUCGGUGCUUAGCGCCGUUCCAGGCACUCGCGGCAUCAGACCAGCUGGUACUGCUGCGAGCUGCCUGGAAGGACCUGUUCCUACUGCACCUGGCACAAUGGUCUGCUCCCUGGGACCUGGCGCCCUUGCUGGCAGCACCAGCUGCAAGAGCAAGGCUGCCUCCUGAUCCGUUGGCUGAUUUGGAGCUGAAUACUUUGCAGGAAAUUCUAUGUCGAUUUCGGCAAAUCGCACCCGACGGCAGCGAGUGUGGGUGUAUGAAAGCCAUUGUUCUGUUUUCUCCUGAUACAUCAGGACUGAGUGAGACUCAACCAGUGGAGAUGCUACAAGACCAAGCUCAGUGCAUACUCGCUGACUACGUGCGGACCAGAUACACUAGGCAACCUACAAGAUUCGGUCGCCUCCUCCUCUUACUACCAUCUCUCCGAGCGGUACGCGCUCGCUCCGUCGAGUUACUACUAUUCCGAGACACCGUGGGCGACGUAUCCGUGGCAACACUACUCCACGACAUGUACCGCAUGCAGCCAGCGCCCACGCCCGCCUUCCAUCCACCCGCGCCACCCACCAGUGAACACUGCUCCUCGCCAUAAACUACUAAUUUGUAUAAAUAUUCAGAAUGGCAACACUGCCGUAAC